Molecule: messenger RNA, 2076 nt
Organism: Chenopodium quinoa (quinoa)
Lineage: Eukaryota; Viridiplantae; Streptophyta; Magnoliopsida; Caryophyllales; Amaranthaceae
Exons: 3
Coding region: 1-2076 (691 amino acids)
Source: RefSeq, a predicted model, not a curated record
AUGAGAAGGAAGAUUGCAUCAUUUGAACAAGAAGCGGAUGAGAGUCUUAGUGAAGCUUGGAAAAGAUUCAAAGAGUUGGUACAAGCAUUUCCUCAUCAUGAAUACAAUCAAAGCUUGCUCAUAAGGUUCUUCUACGAUGGUUUAGAACCUAUGUCUAGAGCUAACUUGGAUGCGAGGGCGGGUGGACAAUUGAUUAAAGUCCCUCAAAAUCAAGUUGAAGCAACAAUUAAAGAGGUAGUGAAUAACUACUCAUGGGGUGGUAGAAGGAGGAGUGCACCAAAGAAGGGUGGAAAGUAUGAAUUGGAGAAGGUUGAUCAAUUUCAACAUCAAAUUGAGCUCUUGACAAAAGGGCUUGCAAAGUUAAACAUGAAUGUCAAUAGUGGGGCAAGCUCCUCCCAAGUCAAUUCUUUCUCUUGUCAAAAUUGUGGUGGCACAAACCACAAUACAUCUUAUUCUGGAGGUUUGAGCCCGGAGCAUGUAGCGGCAUACAACACAAGGCAAGAUGGAUAUAGGGGAGGUGGCGGUGGAGUAGCUUGGAGACAACCACCACCCGGAUUUGCAAACCAACCUCACCAAUGGAGCCAACAAGCUCAACAACCAUACAAAUCCAACCCCCAAUACCAAAACCCACCUCCAUUUCAAACCCCAAACCUAAGAGGAAACUACCCAAGAAACAACCAACACAAUAAUCAAAACCAAUACCACAACCAAAAUCAAGCGACUCAAAGGAGUCAAGAGCAAGCAUCUGAACCCGAUCCUACUCAAACCCAAAUUCUUCAACAACUUCAAGCCAUGAAUCAACAAAUGCAAGAGGUUAAGGCUCAUAACAAGACGGUUGAUUCACAACUAGCACAAUUGGCCGAGAGAGUUCCUUUCAACUCACCUUCUACUCUACUCGUACAAUCACAAACUAACCCUUCGAACAUUGUGAAACCCGACUCUUGCAAGGCAAUCACAUUGAGAUUGGGUACGUUUUAUGAGGGUCCCAAGGAGGAGGAUAGUGAAGAAAAAAAGAAAGGAGAAGAGAGUGUGAGUCAAGACAAGGAAGUUGAAGAAGAGAAAGUUGUUGAGAAAGAGAGAAGUAUGGAGAAAAAGAAGUCUAAGGAUGUUGUGACAUCUUCAACUCCUAGUGAGACUAGGAAUCUUGAUGGACCAGUUCCUUUUCCCGGUCGACUUGCGGAGAGGAAGUUGAAUGACAAAUUUGCAAAGUUCCUUAGUGUGAUGAAGAACUUGCACAUAAACCUCCCAUUCAUUGAAGUUGUCACACAAAUGCCUUCAUACUCCAAGUUCUUGAAAGAUAUUCUCACCAACAAGAGGAAGCUUAAUGAUAAGCUUAUCACUCUCCCCCAUCAAGUGAGUGCACUUGUUCAACAUAAGAUGCCCAAGAAGCAAAAGGAUCCGGGAAGCUUUACUUUACCGGUAAAGAUUGGGAACAUGGAAACUAGGGGCGCCUUAGCCGAUUUUGGAGCAAGUCUUAGCUUGAUCCCCUUAUCCAUUGCUCAAAAGCUUAAUGUUGAGAAGAUCCCUACAAGGAAGACAAUCCAAUUGGCCGACCGUUCGGUGAAGUUGCCUUGUGGUGAGCUUGAAGAUGUUCCUAUCCAAGUUGGGCUUAUAUAUGUGCCUUGUGAUUUUUUAGUGAUGGAUAUGGAGGAGGAUGUCGAUACUCCCUUGAUUUUGGGACAAUUAGAUCGCUUGGGAAGGGUUAUGACGAGUCCUCAAGAUCCAAUGGUUGAAGCUCUUACAUUUGAGGAAGAGUACCACUCUCAAGAAGCAAAAGAGUUUUUCAUGGCCAUUGAAGAAGCCAAUAAAGAGGAAGAGGAUGAUCCUAGGGAUGAUGAGCUCGAACUAGCGGAGGAAAAAUUGGAGGAGAGUAAUGGAUUGAAGGCACUAAUACCUGGGAGCUCAACUUCCAUGUCUUUAGGACACCUGUCUUUGCGUCUGCCUAAUGUAUGUCCGCCUUUUGUUGCUGAGCCGUCAGCAGCAGUGAAUGGCUUGCCACUCUUUGAUGCCCGAGGGAUGUCCGAUUUUUUAAGUGCUUCGAGAAAAGCAAGCGAAUUGCCGGCAGUAGAGGGAUGA